CCUGAAUACUAUAGUUAUACAAUACUGAUCUUAACUAAACGUGCGACAUGAGGGUGCUUUUUAGCAAUAACAACGGAGAGGAGGAAUAUACAUCAGAUUCCGACUCUGCCAGUACAACAAGCAGUGAAACUCCAGAAUGGGAUCUUUCUAUAAGCUAUCAGCCGGAAUUUGGUAUCCUGUUUGACGUAGACGGGGUAUUGGCAAGGGGAAGUAACCCAUUGGAUCCAGCUAUACAGGCUGUGAAAUUACUAACAGACACAGAGGGAAACUUGCGGGUACCAGUUGCUUACGUCACGAACGCCUGCAACAGGAGUCAUGACAAAGCUGCCCAGAUACAAAAAUGGUUCAACAUACCGGUAAGUCCAAGUCAGGUGAUACACGCCCCUACUCCAGCUCGCCUCCUUACGGAAUACCACAACAAGCACGUUCUUGUAGUUGGACAAGAGUUCAGACAGGAGAUAGCCGAAGAUAUUGGAUUCACCAACACAUGUACGAUAGAGAAUAUCCGAGAUGCAUACCCGUACUUGGAUAUGGUGGAUCACGACAAUCGGCGACGUGUGGCUGCCGGUAACUUCAGUGACAAUCUGAGUUUUCCACGAGUUGAAGCAAUCCUGAUGAUUGGAGAACCACAGCGAUGGGAAUCCUCCCUUCAGCUUCUUGUUGAUCUACUCCUGACAGAGGGCAAACCCACAUCCGCGCCAUCUUCUAUCAAAGAUGUCCGCCAGUUGCCCGUCAUCGCUUGCAAUAUGGAUCUUGUCUUUAUGGCCGAAGCAUGCAUGCCUAGAUUUGGACACGGAGCCUUCCUUGUUUGUCUGGAGGCUCUUUACAAGAAAAUCACUGGACAGGAUCUUGAGUACACCGCACUGAUUGGCAAGCCUUGUGAGAUCACCUACAGAUAUGCAGAGCAUACCAUAGCUGCUGAAGCAAAGAAGAUUGGAAUCACGCGACCAAUAAAAAAGCUUUAUUUCAUUGGAGAUAAUCCGCACGUGGACAUUGUCGGUGCUAACCUUUAUGAUCGGUUUCUGAAGCAGAGCAAAAAUGGAAAUGAACCUAUUCACAAACCUCUCCCAAGAUCUAGGUCCAUUCCCAGUAGCGAUGCUCUAUUGGAGCAAACUGUACAAAGAAUGGACAGUCUAUUGGUUGGAACUGGAGUCUACAACGCCGAGAAGGAGUCCGAGAAGACAGAUAAUGCUGACGUUUACCACGGACAUCGUGACAUCAUGCACGAACCAGAGCUUGCACAACCCACACGUUAUGUGAAAGACGUUUACCAUGGACUUCAGCAUAUACUGGAACAGGAAAACUUUCGGGUAGCGACGUGAUCAGUUCACAGCAAAACCUGAGUUUGGUUGUGAUGAAUCGGACCGCGGACCACGACAAUUCAAUUCUCAGCGAGUGAACCAAAGACCUGCAAUCUGUGAUACCGCCAUUUCACUGUGUUAUGUAGAUCUCUGUGAGGUGAGACCAGUUCGCUAGUCGGUCACGUUCCUCCCAAUGUCAUGGUCACCCAUCCUUUACAAGUCAAUGACUUCUCAGGAAUUUCAUGAUGACAGUUUAAAAUUGAUUUUAUCUUGUAAUCACUUGCCAGCUUCACGGAAGACAGUAUUAUAUACUGAAAUUAAAAGAAAUUACCAUUGACGGAGUUUUUGAUAUAGACAAAGAAAAAUGUCCAUUGUUUGGAGCCUGUACUACACUUAGAAUAGGUUCAUAUAGUCUACAUCUUAGAUCAAAGGAAACCGAAAAUGUUAUUCAUUGACUGGAUUGAAACAAAUGCAUACUUCAUGUUUAUGUAUAUAUAUGUUGUCAUGGCGACGACCUCUGCCAAUAAUGAGGUCAGGACAGUGCCGGUUACUUGUUUUGUCUGUCGCGUUGUAGUAACGUCACCACGACGAAACCAAGACAGAACAUUCACAAACGUCUGACGUAUCUCCACUGUGUUCAUCAUUUAAUGUUUAUUUAUUAGACAAUGGAAUCGUGCUGCCUCAAUAUAUAUUUAUAAAUUUGUUCUAUUUUUGACACAAAGCUUGAUUAAAGAAUAAAUAAAUUUA
This is a messenger RNA of Ylistrum balloti, 2048 nucleotides long. Its product is annotated as haloacid dehalogenase-like hydrolase domain-containing 5. Gene Ontology annotation, biological process: glycerophospholipid biosynthetic process. The transcript is spliced from 9 exons. The record is from RefSeq and is a predicted model, not a curated record. Lineage: Eukaryota; Metazoa; Mollusca; Bivalvia; Pectinida; Pectinidae. Gene Ontology annotation, cellular component: mitochondrion. The coding region runs from base 48 to 1322 and encodes 424 amino acids.